CGCCAAACCGUAAAGAAAGAGAGAGAGAGAGAGAGAGAGCUUUUUAACAUUCGGUGUUUGAAACGUGCUUCGACUGGGGUUGUGGGCGGCGGGGAGGGGGUCGCGGGACAGAGGUAGCAUCCAGUGGAGGAGGAAGAAGAAAAGCGUUGCUCCGGAUGUGGGGUGCUGCCAGCUUGGACCGAACGUUCCUCUGCUCAGACAAGGACUGUCAGAGAGGCUGUGAGGAUUAAGCAGGAGGCCACAGGCUGGAAGACUGAGCGGAGGGGGACGCUUCAAGAGCAUCAUCCGAAGAGAAGCAUUUUUUUCUCACGGGUUGAAAAAUAACACGGGAAUAAAAGAGUGAAGGUGAUCGUUUCAUUUGAAUAUCCACACUUUUUAAGGUGAUCUUUCACAGCGUCCUGGAAGAUUUUUUUUUGCCAACAAAAGACGCAUGAUUGGACCAAUCCGUCACUACCACCAUUGUUAUGUAAUAGAAUUGUGUGUUGACUUCGAGCGCAGCAGCUGGGAUUACUGAGGCUGCUCUUCAUUUUCAAGUGGAGGUGGGUGGGUCGGACCACUCGAUCGCUGAGGGUGGACUCCACUGAGAGGAGAAAAUGUCGGGUCAGACGCUUACGGACCGCAUCGCCGCGGCCCAGUAUAGCUUGACUGGAUCGGAAGUAUCACGAGCUGUGUGUAAAUCCACCACACAUGAACAAACAGCCCCAAAGAAAAAACACCUGGAAUAUCUGAUCCAGGCCUCCCAGGACACCAGUGUGAACGUCCCUCAGAUGGCCGACACACUGAUAGAGAGGGCGGGCAAUGCCAGUUGGGUGGUGGUUUUCAAGGCCCUGAUUACUACACACCACCUCAUGGUGCACGGCAAUGAGAAAUUUCUGCAGUUCCUUUCGUCGAGGAAUUCUUUGUUCAAUCUCGCCAACUUUCUGGACAAAACAGGCUCCCAUGGCUAUGACAUGUCCACCUUUAUCAGACGCUACAGCCGUUAUCUCAACGAGAAGUCCUUCGCCUACAGACAGAUGUCUUUCGAUUUUGUCCGAGUCAAGAAAGGAGCUGAAGGAGCAAUGAGGACCAUGACAGUUGAGAAGCUGCUGAAAGGAAUGCCUAUCCUGCAGGGUCAGAUUGAUGCAUUGCUCGAUUUCGAUGUCCACCAACCAGAAUUAAACAACGGGGUGAUAAACGCCUGCUUUCUUCUCCUGUUCAAAGACCUGAUCAAGUUAUAUGCUUGCUACAAUGACGGCAUCAUCAAUCUACUAGAGAAAUUUUUCCAGAUGAAGAGAAGCCAGUGUAAAGAUGGACUCGAGAUCUACAAAAGAUUUUUGACUCGCAUGACUCGGGUAUCUGAAUUCUUCAAAAUUGCAGAGCAAGUGGGAAUAGACAAAAAUGACAUACCCGAACUCACUCAAGCUCCAGAAAGUCUUUUAGAAUCCCUUGAGACCCACCUCAACACAUUGGAAGGGAAGAAGCCGGAGGAUAAGUCACCCACCAAGGACACAGUGGCAACGAACAGCUCAGCCCCAUCGACUGCACCACCCAAACCUGCACCACCCGCCGGCGCCGGGGGGCCCCCUGCUCGCCCCGGGCCGCCCGUCAAACCUCCACCACCCUCUGUCACACCCACAGCUGUAGUUCCCACUACUACCACCACCAGCAGUGCCCUGGAUGAUGGCUUCCUGUUGGACCUAGAUCCAAUGUCCUCGUCCUCAGCUGGUGGGACGGCAGCACCUUCUACUACAAUUGGAUGGGGAGGUGAGUAAAUACUAUCAGAAAAUUCCUGAGCUCUAUUUAAAAAUUAUAAAUAGUGUCCCCACCCUACCCCCCAGGCUAUAUCACCAUUAAAAAAAAAAAAAAAAGAAAUGGCAGGAAGAAAUUGAAAAAAAAAAAGCAAAAGCAAAAUGUGGUCUCGCGGCCACAUUUGGAGUUGCGGAGCAACGUGGGUCAGCGGAAAUAUUCAGAGGCGCACUGGAGAGAAAGUU
This is a messenger RNA of Hippocampus comes (tiger tail seahorse), 1970 nucleotides long. It is a transcript of the gene snap91a, whose product is annotated as synaptosome associated protein 91a. Gene Ontology annotation, cellular component: clathrin-coated pit; extrinsic component of presynaptic endocytic zone membrane; clathrin-coated vesicle. The record is from RefSeq and is a predicted model, not a curated record. The transcript is spliced from 13 exons. NCBI's taxonomy places the organism in Eukaryota, Metazoa, Chordata, Actinopteri, Syngnathiformes, Syngnathidae. The coding region runs from base 594 to 1751 and encodes 385 amino acids. Gene Ontology annotation, biological process: clathrin coat assembly; synaptic vesicle budding from presynaptic endocytic zone membrane; clathrin-dependent endocytosis. Gene Ontology annotation, molecular function: 1-phosphatidylinositol binding; SNARE binding; phosphatidylinositol-4,5-bisphosphate binding.